ACGUGCGUUUGAACUGUUUCUUUUCUUUUAUAUGAUAUUUCAAUCAUGUUACUUUUUGUAAUGUAAUAGUCGAAUAAUUGAACAUUAAUUAUAAUGAUUUAACUUUCGACUCGCGAGUGUAAUUAUUCCUCCGAAUGGAUUAGUUUUUAUCUUCGAGUUCGAGUAAUGACAAUAAUGGAGUAAGAGAAUAUUUACGAGUGCACCGGCUAGGGUGAGGCAAAGGCCUCUACCCUUAGCUAUGGUCGGUAUUUAGGUUCUUGCUCUGAUAGUCUAUAGAAAAGACUUCCUUUGAUUUUAAAUUAAAAUGACCAAGAUUCAGAUACGAAUCAAUGAAAGAAAAAAAGCAAAGUUACUACAGAGGUGAUUCGACCGAACCUCUUAAAUCGGAUACAAUUGGCCAAACAAUCGAACAAGCUGCCCAUGAACAUGCCAAUGAGACGGCCAUACUAAUACACGGAGGGCAAAGAUUAACCUAUGCACAAGUCUUGGAAAAGAUUGACACUUUGGCCGCAGCCUUGAUAAAUUUGGGCUUGAAACGAGGCGACCAUGUGGCCAUUUGGGGAUUCAAUACCAUCGAGUGGUAUUUAUCAUUUUUGGCUGCAUUUAGAGCUGGUAUUGUUGUGGUGAAUUUGAACCCACUAUUUGAAAGUCCAGAAGUUUUGGCUUGUUUGAAUGCAGGUGAUGUGAAAGCUGUAAUCAUGGAUGAACAGCAUAAUGGGCGUAAUUUCUACGAUAUUUUGAAAAAAGCGAUCCCAAAUAUUCAAGAACAUGAUUAUAAUACCCAUAUCACGACCAAACAUGCUCCGUUACUCAAAACUGUGGUGAUGUUUAGUGAAACGACCUACAAAGGUGUCUUCAGAUGGAGAGAUUUAUUCGCUACAGUGACCAAAGACCAAUUACAAAAUAUCAGAAAUACUCAACAGGAAAUCAGCCCUUUUGAUAUUUGCAAUAUUCAGUUCACUUCGGGAACCACAGGUAAACCAAAAGGGGUUUUACUAAGGCAUCACGGUAUUGUGAAUAAUGCCAGAUUUGUAGGAAACCGCUUAGAACUGUUCAAAAAAAAAGGACAAAUUUUAUGCCAAGUUCCAUUUUUUCACGCAUAUGGAAUGGUAGUUGGAGUUUUUGCAUCCAUUGUAACAGGAUCUACAAUUGUUGUCGUAAGUGUCAAGUUUAGCCCAAAUAAAUCAGUAGACUCGAUUAUCACAGACAAGUGUACUGUGGUUUAUGGUACUCCAACAAUGUUCAUUGAUCUUAUCACGAUAGUGAAAAAUAGAUCUCAAAAUGAUCCUCAAAUAUACAAAAAAAUAUCCUCGGUUGAACGAUUCUUCAGUAGUGGAGCAUUAAUUUUGCCAGACACAAUCGUGGAAAUGAAAAAAUUAUUCAAAAAUGCUAAAUUUUCGGUAUAUGGUGUAAGUGAUGCUCGACUCGGUGAAAAAGUAGCAGCAGCUAUAAUUAAAACAGAAAAAUCAAAUUUGAGUGAAUCUGAUGUGAAACAAUAUUGUGAAGGGAGUAUUGCAUCGUAUAAAAUCCCAGAACACAUACAUUUUUGUGAAAAAUAUCCAAAAACUGCUUCUGGGAAAAUACAAAAGGUGAAACUGAGAGAAAUGACUGAAAAGAGCUCCAGGACAAAAUAUUAAAAUAAUAAAUUAAAAGACAGUAAUUAUGUACCCAUCUCAUUUCUAAUAUGUAACUUUCCUUUUGUUCAGAAGUAAUGAAAUUGUGUUAAGUGAAAAACUAAUAUUUAAUUUUGAAUGUUUUUUUUUUUUUUUUUUUAUUGUAGAAUUUUAAUAAAUUUUUUCCUCAUGGA
Messenger RNA from Planococcus citri (citrus mealybug), 1807 nucleotides. RefSeq names its product medium-chain acyl-CoA ligase ACSF2, mitochondrial-like. The transcript is spliced from 10 exons. The coding region runs from base 330 to 1637 and encodes 435 amino acids. Gene Ontology annotation, biological process: fatty acid metabolic process. The record is from RefSeq and is a predicted model, not a curated record. Lineage: Eukaryota; Metazoa; Arthropoda; Insecta; Hemiptera; Pseudococcidae. Gene Ontology annotation, molecular function: medium-chain fatty acid-CoA ligase activity.